GCCUAGCGGCGGGGCGCGGCGGGCUCCCUCGGGGUCCGGGCUGGCGGACAGUAGGCGGUCACGGCGCGAUGGAGUCGCCGCUCGAAUUGCUGGCCGCGCUCCCCGCGCUGGUCACGGCGCUGGCGCUGCUGCUCGCCUGGCUGCUGCUGCGGCGUGGAGCGGCCCCCGCCCCAGCCCCGGCUCCGGCCCCGGAGAGCACCACCCCGGCCGAGGCCCCCGGGGCUCCCGCGCCGCCGGAGCCUCCCGAGCCCUGCUCCCCGGAGCCCGCACCGGCGGGGCCGUGCCAGUCCGAGCGCGUGGCGGAGCCGGGGGAGUCCGAGGCGGAGGAGCCAGCGGCCGAGGGGAGACAGGAUGAAGACUCAGACAGUGAGAUGGGGCCACCCACGGAAGAAGCUGAGGAUGAAGAUGGAGAAGCCUUCUCCUUUAAGUACAGCCCUGGGCAGCUGAGGGGAAGCCAGUACAAGAAGAUGAUGACCAAAGAAGAACUGGAGGAGGAACAGAGAGUUCAGAAAGAACAGCUGGCCGCCAUCUUCAAGCUCAUGAAGGACAACAAGGACACCUUUGGCGAGAUGUCGGAUGGGGACAUGCAGGAGCAACUCCGACUCUAUGACAUGUAGGCCUGUCACCCGGCAAGACGUGACCCAGGACAUCCUGACGACCCUGAGGGACUUGGUCCGGGCAGUUGUGACUCUCAGACUGUCUUAUAAAAACAGAUAGCCCUAUGUCAUGUAAGGGUCGGCUUGGUCCCUGCAGUUUAUAUAUCAUGUCCGAGUCAGAGGAGUCAGCAUCAUUUCUUCAGAGGAGGAAACCCCUGAUUCCCUCCGGCUUCAGCUUGCUGGUGAAGGUCCAGCCGUGUUGACAGACUCAGGGUGGGUGGGCCAGGAGAGAUGAUGAGGCUUGGUGUUUGGAGCCUAAGUGCUCCGUGUAGACAAAAUACAGGAUGCUAUAGGGGGAUAGCCAUUAUCUAGUAACACCACACUCUUCAUUCUGCCCUAGGAGUAUUUCUGGAAGCAUCUUGCGUGUUGACUGAGGUAAAUAGCAGGGGAACAAUAUUUUAGCAAAAGACUGAGUGAAAGGCUCAGCCGUCACCCUGGGGCAGAGCAAGGUGGUCUCUUCAGUACAGUCACACCUUGAGCUUGUUUGACACAGCAGGAGCCCUGCGAAGAGCACGUGUGUCCUAAGUUCAAGGCCCCUGAGUUCCGUCCCCAGCACCAGACGCCCUCCUCCCACACCCCACCCCAGCCCAAAAAGACGACGCGAUCGGUCCCUUUGGUGAGACCAACAGCCUUUGGAGAAUGAGAAACUACCAGAAGGCGGUCGAGAGAGCGUCCCGGGGUCCUUUAGAAUAAGUGCCGAGGUAGACAGCUCAGGGACGAUGGGGGUGGGGCCCACAGCAGCCCCUUCAUGCCCACAUUCACCCCACUUGUCAGCAAGUUCAUAGCCUGAACAGACUGAAUCAAGAGUAUCCUAGGGACAGAAGGAAGAAAGUCUUUUUGCUUUUGUUUUUGUUUUUUGUUUGGUCUUUCUGAGACAGGGUUUCUCUGUGUAGCUCUGGCUGUCCUGGAACUCACUCUGUAGACCAGGCUGGCCUCAAAAUCUGCCAGCCUCUGCCUCCGAAGAGCUGGGAUUAAAGGCGUGCGCCACCACUGCCCGGCUAGCUUUUUUUUUUUUUUUUUUUUUUUUUUUUCUUUUUCCAGACAGGGUUUCUCUGGGUAGCCCUGGCUGUCCUGGAACUUGCUCUGUAGACCAGGCUGGUCUGGAACUCACAGAGAUCCAACUGCAUCUGCCUGCCAGUACUGGGAUUAAAGCCUUGUGCCACCACUGCCUGGCCAGUGGGAAAGAUCUUAAGGUCCGUUUUUAUUUGCUAAAAUAAAACUAAAUUGAUAGAGA
Apodemus sylvaticus (European woodmouse) is the source of this 1890-nucleotide messenger RNA. It is a transcript of the gene Mxra7, whose product is annotated as matrix remodeling associated 7. The record is from RefSeq and is a predicted model, not a curated record. The transcript is spliced from 4 exons. The coding region runs from base 69 to 617 and encodes 182 amino acids. Lineage: Eukaryota; Metazoa; Chordata; Mammalia; Rodentia; Muridae.